Rattus norvegicus (Norway rat) is the source of this 2438-nucleotide messenger RNA. It is a transcript of the gene Slc34a1, whose product is annotated as solute carrier family 34 member 1. The transcript has 13 exons. Gene Ontology annotation, biological process: response to cadmium ion; inorganic anion transport; phosphate ion homeostasis. The coding region runs from base 54 to 1967 and encodes 637 amino acids. Gene Ontology annotation, cellular component: plasma membrane; apical plasma membrane; membrane. Gene Ontology annotation, molecular function: sodium:phosphate symporter activity. The record is from RefSeq and is marked provisional. NCBI's taxonomy places the organism in Eukaryota, Metazoa, Chordata, Mammalia, Rodentia, Muridae.
AGCAGUCGAGCUGGAGCUAAGCCAUAGUCAAGGACUCAUUGUGGGUGCCCAUCAUGAUGUCCUACAGCGAGAGAUUGGGGGGACCGGCUGUCUCCCCACUUCCAGUCCGUGGGAGACACAUGGUGCAUGGGGCAGCCUUUGCUUAUGUCCCCAGCCCACAAGUCCUGCACAGGAUUCCUGGGACAACCACCUAUGCCAUCUCCAGUCUGAGCCCGGUAGCCCUCACAGAGCACAGCUGUCCCUAUGGGGAGGUCCUGGAAUGUCAUGACCCGCUCCCUGCCAAGCUGGCCCAGGAAGAGGAGCAAAAGCCAGAGCCCAGGCUGUCCCAGAAGCUUGCCCAGGUUGGCACAAAGCUCCUGAAGGUGCCGUUGAUGCUAGGCUUCCUUUACCUCUUUGUCUGCUCCCUGGACGUGCUCAGCUCUGCCUUCCAACUGGCCGGAGGGAAAGUGGCUGGGGACAUCUUCAAGGACAAUGCCAUCCUGUCCAACCCAGUGGCAGGGCUGGUGGUGGGAAUCCUGGUGACAGUUCUGGUGCAGAGCUCCAGCACCUCGACAUCCAUCAUUGUCAGCAUGGUCUCCUCUGGCUUGUUGGAGGUGAGCUCCGCCAUUCCGAUAAUCAUGGGCUCCAACAUCGGGACCUCUGUCACCAACACCAUUGUGGCCCUGAUGCAGGCGGGGGACAGGACUGACUUCAGGCGGGCUUUUGCAGGGGCAACAGUGCAUGACUGCUUUAACUGGCUGUCUGUUCUGGUCCUGCUGCCCCUGGAGGCUGCCACGGGCUACCUGCACCACGUCACCGGGCUUGUGGUUGCCUCCUUCAACAUCCGUGGUGGCCGUGAUGCCCCUGACCUUCUCAAGGUUAUCACAGAGCCCUUCACAAAGCUUAUCAUCCAGCUGGACAAGUCUGUGAUUACCAGCAUUGCCGUGGGGGAUGAGUCCCUGAGGAAUCACAGUCUCAUUCGGAUUUGGUGUCAACCAGAGACAAAAGAGGCUUCCACUUCUAUGUCCAGGGUAGAGGCCAUUGGCAGCCUUGCAAACACCACCAUGGAGAAAUGCAACCAUAUCUUCGUGGAUACUGGGCUGCCCGACCUGGCCGUGGGGCUCAUUCUGCUGGCGGGCUCCCUGGUGGUCCUGUGCACUUGUCUUAUCCUCCUCGUCAAGAUGCUCAACUCUCUGCUGAAGGGCCAAGUGGCCAAUGUCAUCCAGAAGGUCAUCAACACAGACUUCCCAGCCCCCUUCACUUGGGUCACAGGCUACUUUGCCAUGGUGGUGGGCGCCAGCAUGACGUUUGUUGUCCAGAGCAGUUCCGUGUUCACCUCAGCCAUCACUCCGCUCAUUGGCCUGGGUGUGAUCAGUAUUGAGCGGGCCUACCCUCUCACCCUGGGCUCCAACAUUGGUACCACCACUACAGCCAUCCUGGCAGCACUGGCCAGCCCCAGGGAGAAGCUCUCCAGCUCCUUUCAGAUUGCCCUCUGCCACUUCUUCUUCAACAUCUCGGGCAUCCUCCUGUGGUACCCGCUGCCCUGCACACGUCUGCCCAUCCGCAUGGCCAAGGCACUGGGCAAACGCACUGCCAAGUACCGCUGGUUUGCCGUCCUCUACCUCCUCGUGUGCUUCCUGCUCCUGCCCUCACUGGUGUUUGGCAUUUCUAUGGCAGGCUGGCAGGCUAUGGUCGGUGUGGGCACACCCUUUGGGGCCCUGCUCGCCUUCGUGGUGCUUGUUAACGUCCUGCAGAGUCGAAGUCCCGGGCACCUCCCCAAGUGGCUGCAGACAUGGGACUUCCUACCCCGCUGGAUGCACUCUCUGCAGCCCCUGGAUGGCCUUAUCACAAGAGCCACCUUGUGCUAUGCCAGGCCCGAGCCCCGUUCACCCCAACUUCCCCCCAGAGUCUUCCUGGAGGAGCUUCCUCCUGCCACGCCCUCUCCCCGCCUGGCACUGCCCGCUCACCACAAUGCCACCCGGCUCUAGGCUGCAGGUCCAGACUAUUGCCUGGAGCGAGGGACGGGAUUUUUACAGAGCCCACAGUAGAAAGGCACAGCAUGUUUGUGAGUGUGUGUGCAUGCAUGUAGAUGCAUGUCACUUGAGGUACAUGAUUUUGUGCCACCCUUGGGUACCUGUCCCUACUCAGGGCCACAGCGGGGUGGGCUUUUUUUGCAAUUAAGAAGCAGUGUGCACAAAUACAUGCUAGGUCCUGAGCCUUUGUGGCCAUCAGGACAGGAGUAUGCGAGUGCAUGGUGUGGGUACAGGGGAUGCAGAUGCAUGAGGAGCCCCCAAAAUUUUCUGGGAAGAGUCGGCUAUGCCCUCUCACCUUCUCACUACCCUUGUCCCAACAGGAGAGGCAGAAGAGCAGCUGGCCUUCUGUAUACAUGAGCCUUUCCUCUGCCAAUUCUGCUAACUGUGCAUAGAAAAAGUUUUAAAAGUUGCAUCUGUCCUGAUCAU